AUGGAAGUUGCACUGGGUCCCGGCGACCAAGGCCGAGCUGCCGGAGCAGAGGGGGCAGCCUCCGUCGCCUCGCAAGGGGGGCGGCGAAGGUCCCCCCAUCGACGCACGAGGACACGACCAUUCGGGGGAACGGGCGGCGAUAGCGCCAUAAUAAUGCAAGAGCUACGCCACCGAGUCCAGAACCUGGAGCGGCAGCUUGCCGACCGGGAGCGGGAUGGACGCUCUACCGAUCCGAGCUAUACCCCGUCUCCCGGGAGCGAGGAGGAAGACUCUUACCGAAGCCGCCUGCGGACGGAAGUGGAGAGCUCGCGGGAGGAGUCACCCAUAAUGAGGAGACGAAAUGACACGAUCAUUUACUCCCGCGGCGGACCGACCCAUCGAGCGACAAGAGGUCGCGAAGACGGAAGAACACGACAACCCGUGAUAAUGGGCGCCACCCCGUUCCGCCGAUCUAUCCUCGAGGUCCGGUUGCCGAAACACUUCGACAAGCCAACGGACAUGAGGUACGACGGAACUCAAGACCCUCUAGAACACCUCACGGCCUUUGAGGCCAGGAUGAAUCUAGAGGGAGUAGGCGAUGAAGUAAGAUGCCGCGCCUUCCCGGUGACCCUAGCAGGACCAGCGAUCAGAUGGUUUAACGGCCUCCCUCAAGGCUCCAUCUACAAUUUCUCAGACAUCAGCCGCGCAUUCCUGGCUCAAUUUACAACGAGAAUAGAAAAGGCCAAGCAUCCUAUCAACCUUCUCGGGCCGGUUUGGACGAUGCAUGAAAUCCAAACGGUGGCCAAAGAGUACAUUAACGAUGAGGAAGUCAGCCGAGUCGUGGCUGCCAAUAAGCGGCAGUCCGGUUACGGCCAGGCUCGUCAGUUCGGUGGCAACGAGGAGAGAGCGAAAGAGAAGGCCAGGGAGGAGGCAUCAAACAAAGCACCUAGGCCGUUCCCUCGAGUCGGGAAGUUUACUAACUACACUCCACUCGCCCUCCCCAUCGUGGAAGUCUAUCAACAAAUAGCUGAAAAGGGAAUUCUUCCGAAGCCCCGACCACUCAAGGACCGCACGGGUGGAAACAAGAACCUUUAUUGCGAUUACCAUAAGGGAUAUGGCCAUCAAACACAGGACUGUUUCGACCUGAAGGAUGCAUUAGAACAAGCAAUAAGAGAAGAAAAGCUGGCAGCGUUCUCCCAUCUCAUCAGGGAGCCGAGAAGGCGUUAUCGUGAUCAAGACGAGGAAGGCAAGACACGCUCGGCCAAGCGGCGACAAGAGCCCGAAGACAGAGACCACGGCCUCACUGUAAUAAACGUGGUAACGGCAAAGAACACUGCACCAAAGUCCCGAUCGGCACACAAGAAAGACGCCAAGGUUCUGGCGAUCUCUUCUCCACCGAUGCAGAGUACCAAAAAACCUCCGUCCAUUUCUUUUGGCCCAGAAGACCAAUGGUUUAGCGACGCCCCGGAAAACCCUCCCAUGGUCAUAACGGCCAGAGUGGGAACCGGCCUCGUCAAACGGAUCCUCGUCGACACAGGGGCUGAUUCAAACAUCAUGUUCCGCAACGUGUUCGACGCACUGGGGCUAAAAGACGCCGACCUGACGACUCACCAGCACGGGGUUAUCGGGUUAGGCGACCACUUCAUCAAACCAGACGGAGUCAUUUCCCUACCAAUCUCGGUGGGACAGGUGCAAGGCCGAAGGUCGGCGAUGGCCGAGUUCGUAAUCCUCCGAGAUUCCACGGCCUACAACAUCAUCUUAGGAAGGAAAACAAUCAAUGAUUUUGAAGCUAUAAUCAAUACCAAGCUGCUGGUUAUGAAGUUUGUCACCGAUGAUGGAUCCAUAGGGACCAUAAGAGGAGACCUCGAGACGGCGGUCGCUUGUGACAACGCCAGCCUUUCCCUCAGAAAGAAGUCCAAAGAAGCAUCCGGCGUAUUCCUAGCCGACCUUGAUGCCAGAGUAGAGGACAAGCCGAGGCCGGAACCAGAAGGGGACCUGGAGAAAUUUAGCAUCGGUGACGAAGGGGAAAAGUUCACAUUCGUUAACAAGAACCUCCCACAUGAGCUAAAGGAGCCUUUGAUUGAAAUGAUAAGGGCCAACAGGGACUUGUUCGCAUGGACACCAGCCGACAUGCCGGGCAUAGAUCCACAAAUCAUCUCUCAUCACCUAGCCGUCAAGCCAGAAGCCCGCCCAGUUGCUCAACGGAGAAGAAAAAUGUCGGCGGAAAGGGCAGAGGAGGUAGCCAAGCAAACGGCCGGCCUCCUAGAAGCAGGCUUUAUACGAGAAGUGGAUUACACGACGUGGCUCUCAAACGUGGUGCUGAUGCACUCGUCGACGCUGCGGCGGGGUACCGGUAUCUGA
Messenger RNA from Arachis stenosperma, 2340 nucleotides. RefSeq lists its product as uncharacterized. The transcript has 3 exons. The coding region runs from base 1 to 2340 and encodes 779 amino acids. Gene Ontology annotation, molecular function: aspartic-type endopeptidase activity. NCBI's taxonomy places the organism in Eukaryota, Viridiplantae, Streptophyta, Magnoliopsida, Fabales, Fabaceae. The record is from RefSeq and is a predicted model, not a curated record. Gene Ontology annotation, biological process: proteolysis.